UUGAUAAGCACAAGAGCAUGGAGUACAAGCCCCAGAAGAAGGCAUUCUUCAAGCUGAAGGACUGCAUUGAGUUGUUCACCACAAAAGAAAAACUGGGAGCAGAGGACCCGUGGUACUGUCCAAACUGUAAGCAGCACCAACAAGCCACAAAGAAGCUGGACCUGUGGUCUCUGCCGCCAGUGCUGGUGGUCCAUCUGAAACGCUUCUCCUACAGUCGCUACAUGAGGGACAAACUGGACUCCCUUGUUGACUUUCCACUGAGAGAUCUGGACAUGUCUGAGUUCCUGAUCAACCCCAACGCUGGGCCGUGUCGCUACGACCUCAUCGCUGUGUCCAACCACUACGGCGGAAUGGGAGGAGGCCACUACACUGCUUAUGCGAAGAACAAAGACGACGGAAAGUGGUACAACUUCGAUGACAGCAGCGUGUCUCCUGCCAAUGAAGAUCAAAUAGUGUCCAAAGCAGGCUACGUGCUGUUCUACCAGCGGCAGGACACAGUGAAAGGCACAGGCUACUUCGCUCUUGAUCGCGAGGAGGACGAGGAGGAGGAAGAGGAGGGAGAGGAGGAGGAGAACGAUAACGAGGACGAGGAGAGAAGGGAAAAGAAGAAGACGGCCUCCUCCACUCAGGCCGCCUCGUCCGCAACUGCUGCCGCUGCUCAGAACGAUGAGGAGGACCUGAACGAGAACAGGCGCAGGAAGAACGACAACGAGCAGCAGGAGGACGAGGAGGAGGAAGACGAGGAGGAAGACGAGGAGGAGGAGGAACAGACGCCCACACGAGAUGUCGCCAUGAAAACCAACUGAAGUGGAUGCAGAAGAUGCGGAUAAAUGGAGAGAGAAACUGGGAUCUUUCCAUCCAAAGCCAUAUGGACAACACAGCAUGGCAGCGGGCGCCACCAGUCCCACCCAGCGGCUCGGACUCGGCCGCUCCACAGGCGGAAGCCACUGCGGUGAAGACGCCUUUUUAGGUCAGGGAGCUGCCGCGGUACACAAAUCUACUAUCUAAGAAAUCAGGGCCCUCCUCUGUGGUUGUAUCACGGUGUGUGUGUGUGUGCGUGUGUUUGUGUGUGUCGCCACGUCCAUUUGUUUAGGAUUUGCUCACUGAACGACACCAGGGACUGAAUUAUUUUUUGAGGCUUCACAGUACGUUAGUGUAGCACUUUGAAUCUUCCUCUGCUUUUUGUGUUCUAUUUUAAUUUUAUAUAUUUUUGAGAGCAAUGCAUUGUUUGCAUAUCAUUUUUAGUAUCAUUCAGAUAUUUUGUAAAUAUUUUAAACACUGAACCAUUUUUGAACUUGCACAAUCACCAACCAUCCACUUUGGGGUUUUUUUUUUUUAUGUAUUAUUGCCACACACACUGCAGAUGUUGAACAGUGAGGUCGUCUCUUCAAGGUAUUUCUCACAUACAAAGCUUAGGAAGCUGCCUUUAGUGAUUCAGCAGUGAGACGCAUCUGCAGUCUAGACUUAAAGGUCCAGUGUGUGAGAAUUAGAUGAAAGGUCAGAAGUUGAAUAUAUGUCUUUGACAGUAGCUCAGACAGGACGAACUAAACACCUGUUGAGUUUUUAUGACAACUGAAGCCUACCACAGGUUCAUGUUGUGAAGGGGAGGGUGAGGUGAGGGGUAUUCAGCUGCAACAUGAAACUUUAACACUAGAUGUCACUAAAUUCUACACACUGAACCUUUAACAUAGAGAAGUGACGUGUGGUUUUAAAGUGUCACACAGCCAAACUGUCCGAGCUUUGUGCUACUGCUGCUGCUGCUGCUUCUAUGAUCUCGCUUUUUUAGUAUUUAGUAAACUGGCACCAAACUUAGUGAUUUAAGGUCUUGCUUGUGCUAUCAAUCUUGGCUCCUCCGAUAAUUUAUUUCUUAAAUCACAAAAAACAGAAGGAUUAGUAUAUUGUCCAGCUAGCUUUGCAGAAUAACCAAACUGAUUCUAUUUUUGAAAUGUUUUAGAAUUUCCUGGUGUUCAAAUUUCUGUCUUAAUGAACUCGGCAAUUGCAACAGAGACCCUGUUCCGGUAUUAACAUCUGUCCUCAGUCAGCGCUAACACUUGUCUGUAACCAUAAAUUGACUAGUUUGUCUUCACCGACACACGACAGAAAAUCAACCAAACACAGACCAACACAAUCAUUUCUAUUUCCAUUUAUUUCAAAUGAAUGAAAUCUAUCUUCAUAGUAGAUCUGUGCAGAGCUCUUUGAUUCAUUCAGCCCCUCCUGACUCCGCUCCAUCUAUCAACUCAUACUGGGCUAAAACAAGAGAUGACCACUCGUGAUCAAAUCUCUCAGGACGGAUGUUAAUACCAGGUCUGAACGGGGCCUGAUGUUUGUUGUCAGGGUUACCCGGCAGACACAAAUCGUCCCGUCAACUCUCCCUAUGUAACUUUGUAGGUGGUGUUUAAUGCUUUAACGUGGCUCUGCACUCUUUUCUCUUCUUCAUAUUGGAGGCGCUGUGAGAUUGGGAACAUGGGUGAUUUUGCCGACAUCAGAUGCAUCAUCUCUUGUUUGGAUCACCUCGGCCUUAACUCUUAAUCUCAGACCAGUCGCCUUUUCUUUGCACAUCACUGUCACACCGUCUCCAUUACACCGCACACAUCAACGCUUCAGUACGAAUGUCCACAUUUGCUUGUUAUAUCGCAGCCACGGCAUCUCAGUUAUUGUUUUUACACCCACAAGAGGGCCAGAAUGUAUGCUGAAUGGAAUGAACACUGACCAGAUGUAUGUGGUUGAUGCCUUUUGAUUCUUUAUAGGGCCAGGUCUGUUUUUUUUUUUCUUUUUUUCUUUGUUUUCAUGGCUCCCUUUCUUGGUUUGGUUGAAUGGGAUGGUAAUGGCUUUCCUCACCUUUGAUACUCGCUGUAUGAAUUCAUGGGUACUGCUGAAUGCGUCCCCUUCCAGAAGGGCGGGGAGAAGACAAAUGCUUCUUCGUGGCCUGAGCUUUGAGGAUGGGUGAGGGAGAGGGGAGAUAAUCUGAGCGCUGUGGGGGUGAGUCUGCCCGAAAGACCAAUCAGCUUUUUCGGGAUCAUGAUACAGUGAAAAUAUUUUGUGGCAGCUUGUUGCAGGAUAUUCCUCCAUCGAUGUAACCCUAUUCUCCAUGGUGGAGUGUUUGUUUUCUUUUUCUACCUGUUCUUUCCAUUGUAAACAGCAUUAGCGUACCUGUUGUCGCCUCAGAAUAUUACAAGCGUACCAUGCCUUUACCAGCGUCUCCGUGCUUCACCGCAACGCCACUGCCUUGCCUUUCGGGGCGACUCACCCCUUCCUGACUGAGUGAGAUGUGAUUGCUACUAUAGGCUUAUACAAUACUGUACAUAAGAGUUCACUCUGUGAGUGCACAUUUGAUAAAGUUUAUUUAUUUAUAUGUAAGCAUUUAAUAAUAAACAGACAAUAUAUUUAAAACCUUGGCAAGAACUGAAGUGUCGGGUGGGCGGGGGAAAUGUGGCUUCAGUCCUCACAAACAUGCCAGUUUGCAAAGUCUUGCCUGCGCUCUUGUCAGGGAGGGAAUAUUUUUAAGAAAAAAAGGAUGGUUCUGUUGUUUUGGGACUUUUUUUGUAAAAAAAAAUAAGAUAAAAUAAUCAAGACAUCCUUGCAUGAUGACAUAACGAGGGUUUCCAGGUUUGGCUGCACUUGAGUUCACUUGGGUUUACAUUUGAAAUGUGCAUGUGUAUUUAUACACAAUCUUCAAUAAAGUUGUGUAAAGCUUCUUGUGCAUUCUGUGGUGUGUAUGUUAUGUUUCAUUGUUCAUAAAUAAUGGAGGAUACAUCGGUGAUGAUCGGUGUCAAAGCUGUUGUGUAGUUUGUGCUCAUCAUCAUCAUCAUCAUCAUGAGAAGCAGCCCACAUUUCACUGGUAAUAAUAUAAAUAAUAAAAAAUGAAAA
Paralichthys olivaceus (Japanese flounder) is the source of this 3867-nucleotide messenger RNA. Lineage: Eukaryota; Metazoa; Chordata; Actinopteri; Pleuronectiformes; Paralichthyidae. The record is from RefSeq and is a predicted model, not a curated record.